AUGCAAUGCUGGAUCUAUUUGAUCUACUUGGUCACCAUUGCUGCGCUGGCCGGGCUCCCCAUUUUUAGCAGCUCGGGUGAGUCGAUGGUCGAAGUGUGCGAUUUGACACCUCAGGGCCACAUGGAGCGCACCUCUAAAUGUCAGUGUUUGGGCUUGGCCGUGGAAUGGGAAAAGAUCGAUAGCUUACGUGAACGGAUCAGAAAUGACAAGAAGAUCCUUCUACAUGAGGUGGGUGAAUCGUUUUGCGUGCCUCACAGGCCCAACGCAGUGCGGAACGCCAUGGUUUUGGAACCCCUCUUGGCCCGUCUGGGGAAAACCAAAGAUUGGAAGUUGCCGCACCUAGAUGACCUUCAGAUCGAAGUUCGUACAUUGUACGAAAAAUCUGGUCUCAACCCAGGUGAAAAGGGUCCCUAUCGGACCACCGUUGAACUUAAGAAACUAGCAGGCGCUGAAGAUGACAUGCAUCGCCGGCAGGAACUUCGCGAGCUGAUCGCAAAGAAGAAGGCAGAGCUGCUUCAGCAAGCCGCAGCAAAGAAGUCCACGGAGAAUGGUGGAGAUCUUGGUUCCAAGUCAGAGGAUGCACCUGAUAAACCAGCUCCUACUUCCCAUGAGAAAGCUGCAGCUCCUGCUAAAGGUUUCAAACCACUUCCUGAUGCACCAGCACUUGACAACGCCGAGACCCAGCCAAUGGUGGAUGAGUCGCAGAUUGCAGCUGCAGCCGUGCCGCCAGUACUCACACGUCGUGACCAGUUGAAGCUGAAAGAGGAAAAGGAACGUGCCAGGAAGGAGAAGAGCGUGGCCAAAGAGAAUGCGAAGGACGACAAGAUCCAGAAGGGUGAAGUGGUUAAAAAAAAGACGAGGAAGCCUCGGGCCAAGAAACUUUCCAAGUUGGAUGAGAACGCAGCUGAGGGUGAUGAGUCAGUGAAGCCAAUUGCUGAGCCUGAGGCUGUGGAGCCCGCAUUGGGUGACACUCAUGAUGCCACCAGGAUGAAUGCAGAGAGUGGAAAUGAGCAGGAUGAAGAGAACAUCAAAACGCCCAAGAAAAUGCUGUUUCAGUCUGACGAGGAGGACGGUGAUGAGAAGUGCAAGGCUGGAGAUUGCAAAGAAGACCGAAUUGCUGAUGCCAAGACUGGGGAAUUGAAAAAACUGUCCGAGAUCUACAACGAGGAUGCCCCCAAGCAGUGGGACAAGUCCAAGCCCCAGAAGAGGUUGAAGUCGGCUUCCGCAGCUUCUACUUUGCCUGCAAAUGAGUCCAAGCGUCGCAAGAAGACUGCUAGCAAGGAUGAGACACGCAUCAUGCAGGGUGGCCCUGAGGCCUGUCCACAAGUUCAAGGCAUUUGCAUUCAACACAUGAAAGCCGUGCAGGGCUUGACCUAUGAUGAGAUGAAGGACUACCUCGCCGAUUCCAUUGAGAAGGACUUUUUCAACUUCAAGCUCGACCCCUACAAGACCAGGUCAGCAUGUGGUCUCCAGGCCCAUUUGGUGCGCAAGGACAAGAAGACUGAGAUCGCCUACUUUAGGUUCAGUCUGCAGCCCACAAAGGAGUGUAGGUUGUCAGGGCGAUCGCUUUGCCUUAGCUUGGAUGGCAUGGGACAAUCUGCAUGGGCACGUAUCGCUGUGGUCGGACACCAGCUCACAAUGCCUUCGCUGAGAGGCAACCGUUGGGCUGUGAAGUUGGGAUUGCUUGAGGAUGACUCAAGUGAACUCGCCAUGUUUUAA
This is a messenger RNA of Cladocopium goreaui, 1719 nucleotides long. NCBI's taxonomy places the organism in Eukaryota, Dinophyceae, Suessiales, Symbiodiniaceae. The record is from the annotation of a GenBank genome assembly.